UUUUUAUAAUGCUACAAUUUAAAUAUUCGGUGGCGAUUUCUUCCCAUUCCUUUUUUAAAUCUUCAGGUAAAUCAUUGUCCCAAGGAAGGUUUGCUUCCCAUAAUUUUUGCAUCAACCAUUUUCCCUUUAGGAGAGCGGGUGAAAUGAGGCCGCAAGGGUCAAAACAUUCAGCGAUAGUUGCUAGUACUUUUCUUUUUGUCCAUUGCUUUUCCUCAGUCAUUUUUGGUACAGGGAGUUUUAAAGAUAGUGCAUCAUAGAAUGUAUCCCAAAUUAUUCCUAGUAUUUUUUGUUUAGCGCUUGAAUGUAAGUUCGUUGUUCUCGCUUCUAUAGGAAGCUUAUCAACAGGUAUAGCAUUCAAUUGUUUGGUCGCGUUAGUAAAUAUUUCACGAAAGUUCCAUCCG
Molecule: messenger RNA, 401 nt
Organism: Meloidogyne enterolobii
Lineage: Eukaryota; Metazoa; Nematoda; Chromadorea; Rhabditida; Meloidogynidae
Source: the annotation of a GenBank genome assembly